This is a messenger RNA of Penicillium pulvis, 867 nucleotides long. RefSeq lists its product as uncharacterized. Lineage: Eukaryota; Fungi; Ascomycota; Eurotiomycetes; Eurotiales; Aspergillaceae. The record is from RefSeq and is a predicted model, not a curated record. The coding region runs from base 1 to 867 and encodes 288 amino acids. The transcript has a single exon.
AUGGACGGGUCGCAAGGCCAGGCGGGUCAGUCCAUGGGCCAGCCGGCUGCGCAGCAACACUCCAAUCUUAUUCGAACCGACCAAGUGCAGAAGCUUCCACACCUGAACGAAGCCCAGAAAGCCCAGCAUACCCAGCUCGUUCGCAGCUUCUGGGAGCAGUUGAACACGCGUGAUCCCCAGAGCCACGAAUACCAGAAUGCCCAGAUCAAACUCUCCCAGUUGUCACAGAACUUGAUGAAGGGUAUGCGGAUGUUCCAGCAAAACCGUCAGCAAGCGAUCCAGCAGCAUCAACAGCAGCAGCAACAGGCUCAGGUUCAGGCUCAGGCUCAGGUUCAGGCCCAGGUAGCUGCACAGCAAGGUCAACAGGGUCAGCCAGUCCAACGGACCCAGUCUAAUAACCCGCAAACUCUCAACCAGCUGCUGCCGCAGAUUCAGGCCAAGGUCAACUCCCUCAACUUUUACCUGCCGCCGAACGUCACACAAGAACAAGUCCAGACAUGGAUUCCUGAGGCACGAUUGCGAUAUGGCAUUGCGCUUCAAAAGCAGGAGGUUGGACGCGCGCGGUUGGCAGAUUUGCGCCAGCAAUACUCGCAACGCCAAGCGUCGGCCAAUAUGUCGCAGGAGGAGGUACAGGAGUUUAAGAAUCGGCAGCUGGCAGCAGAAAAGCUGUUCCGAGAGGGUAGUGACUUCCUUAACAAGUUCAAGGAACAGCAAGAGAGCUUCAAGAUGCAGUCGCAGCAAAACCCCCAGAUGAGUCAACCAGGACAGGGCACCACUGCACCGGUAACUCAGCCCGCUCCUGCCCCCCUGCGGCAACUCAAGCGGCACCCAACCCUCAAGCAGGCAAUGCUGCGGCUGCCGCCGUAA